Messenger RNA from Rasamsonia emersonii CBS 393.64, 1926 nucleotides. Its product is annotated as Nuclear envelope protein. Gene Ontology annotation, biological process: spindle pole body localization; nuclear pore organization. Gene Ontology annotation, cellular component: spindle pole body; nuclear pore transmembrane ring. Bases 1 to 1926 code for a protein of 641 amino acids. NCBI's taxonomy places the organism in Eukaryota, Fungi, Ascomycota, Eurotiomycetes, Eurotiales, Trichocomaceae. The record is from RefSeq and is a predicted model, not a curated record. The transcript is spliced from 4 exons. Gene Ontology annotation, molecular function: spindle pole body-nuclear membrane anchor activity.
AUGGCCGCCUCGAAACCACGGCCCUACAGGCGCAUUUUGACCUCUGCGCUGCAUCGGAGGUUUGUCCAUGCCUCUGCUCUCGCGCUGCUAGUCGACUAUGUUGUGUCUUUUGCCAUCGGAGUGAAAUCUUCAUUUUUCUGGUCAUGGUUUCCAAUUGGAAUCUGCGGGCUACGUGCUCUGCUGCUCUUCGUUUCUAGUCUGUCCGUUUUUGUCCUCCGCGUUGGUCAGAUGCAUGUUGGGCCUCGCACAACAAAUUCCCAGUUUGCUACCUUUCGCCACCUUUUCCCCCUACAUAUAAUCCAGACACUCGGAUGGUAUCUCUUCUCCGCAUGGUGGUUCAGUGAGAUAUAUGUGUGGUCUGCCCCCCAGACCGCAGACCUGGGAUGGGUGAAACCCGGCCGACCCAAUGAGCGAACCACGUUGAACGAGAGACCGAUAUAUCUUCACUGCUACCACUUGCUUCUGGCGAUCAUGCAGGCUGCCAUACAUUUGUACAGCGAUUGCGACCGUCUCGACAUACCCGUUGCGAAGCGGACCCGAGAAGCAGAGGAUCAGCGGACCCAUCCGGUAGAUUCUGUCGUGAAGAGGAUACAACAGGCAGUCAUCAAAAGCGUCUUCGAUUCUUUUACGAGGGGUGUUCUGAUGGCUGUCGCCAGUCCUUUCAUCUACAUGCUGUUCCUCCGACACACCGCGUGGAGCUACACUUUGUAUUUCGCGAAACUCUUCUGGAACUUCCCGCGAGCUGCAGCAGCUCCCCCGGGUCGUAUUCCUUCGGCCAUUUAUUCUCUGUUUCCAAAGCAGGUCGUCUCUGGAGCGUGCCUUGUCUUUUUGUGGCAGACUUCCAACGUUUUCUUCACGGUCUUCAUCGCUCAGGAGCCUCUGAAGCGGGGUCAACCGCUCACAACUGAGACGAAGGAUCCUACUGGAAGUCUGAUUAAUGGAUUGAAGGCAAGAAAGGAGCUACCAGCGCUUCCCGGACCGACGGAAACGAUUUUCAGCGACAUUGAUCGUGACGGGGGGCCAGCAUGGACGCAGAUUCUGAAUGCGUCUGUCGAAAUCGUCAAAGGAAUUACCACGCGGAUCAACGAAUAUAAAAACCCACCGUCGGCAGUCUCCAAAUCGACGGCUGAGCAGCCUCAGCUCCAGACUCUGCCGCGGUUGACGGAGCCUCCCAAGCAAGAGAACAUUUUUGCUGCAUCGCCCAAGGGAACCUCGCGCCACGCAAAGCUUGGGGAGACUAUUAGUACGACAGCAAAGUCUUACGGCCAGUCUCCCGAUUGGACACCGAUUGCAAGGGCCAAAGCUCGCGAUAUGCUGAACCAAGCCUCCAACGCUGUUCUGAGUCCGGAAAGAAAACAGAAGCUGCUUGGAUCGUCGCCGGAAAUGAAGCUUUUGACUGGAGCGCAGCCAUCUUCGGCCGGUCCUUCCAUUCCGUUCAUCUCCCCGAUCCUCCGAUCUCCCGUGGGCCAGCUCUUCCGGCAGACGUACGAUCGUCGCCUACGCCGUAUCGUACUUGGCGGCCCUCACGGAGAACUUGGACCGAUCGUCGACGCUAUCGAGUCGUUGACGAGGCUCCUCGUCGCGAGUCUGGCAGAGGACCCGUACGGCAAGGUGCAGGCCGACGUUCCCACCGUCGUGCGCCUCUUCACCGACACGAUCAUCACCUUGGAAGACUUUGUGCAGGGCGGUCUUGACGUCCACUGGACGGACGUCACCUUCCCGCCCUCGAGCGAUGCGGCAGCUCAGGAGCAGGCACGACGCGUCCCGGAGGUGGACAUCGUCCUGGACACGUUGAAGUCGUCGCUUUCAGACCUUUUGGCCGCCUUUAAACCCUACCUGGGGGAGGUAGGGUUAAAGGAGAAGGAUCUCCGCUUAGCCCGCGCGGCAGCAGGCAUCGUUGACGAAGAUCAGGAACCAUCUUCUUGA